AUGGUCAAGGCAAACUUGACAGUCAUUUCCAAUUUUAUUUUCCUGGGGUUUACUCCUUACCCCAAAGUUGAGGUCAUCAUAUUUGUGCUGUGCUUGCUGAUGUACCUGAUCACCCUGCUGGGUAAUAUCAUUCUGAUCUCCAUCACCAUCCUGGAUUCCCACCUACACAAACCCAUGUACUUCUUCCUCAGCAACCUCUCCUUUUUAGACAUCUGGUACACCUCUUCUGCUCUCACUCCAAUGCUGACAAACUUUGUUUCAGGGAAACACACCAUCUCAUUCUCAGGAUGUGCCACUCAGAUGUACUUUUCUCUUGCCAUGGGCUCCACUGAGUGUGUGCUUCUGUCCACAAUGGCGUAUGACCGGUAUGUGGCCAUCUGCAACCCUCUGAGAUACCCCAUCAUCAUGAACAAGAGGGCUUGUGUGCAGAUUGCCGCUGGCUCCUGGGUGACAGGCUGCCUCACCGCCCUGGUGGAAACAGUAUCUGUGCUGCAGCUGUCUCUCUGUGGAAGUAGCAUCAUCAAUCACUUCACUUGUGAAAUUCUGGCUGUCUUGAAACUAGUUUGUGUGGAUACUUCCAGGGUGCAGUUAAUCAUGCUGGUGAUCAGCGUACUACUUCUUCCUAUGCCGAUGCUCCUCAUUUGUGUCUCUUACGCAUUCAUUCUCUCCAACAUCCUGAGAAUCAGCUCCGUGGAUGGUGGAAGCAAAGCCUUUUCAACAUGCGCAGCCCACCUGACUGUGGUGGUUUUGUUCUAUGGGACAGCUCUCUCCAUGUACCUGAAGCCCUCCGCUGUAGAUUCACAGGAAACAGACAAAUUUAUGGCUUUGGUAUAUGCUGGAUUAACCCCCAUGUUGAAUCCUAUCAUUUAUAGUUUACGGAACAAAGAGGUAAAAGCAGCUGUGAAAAAAUUGCUGAUUAGGAACCCUCUGUGUGCUUUUUUAAUCCCCCAUAGCAAAUCAUAA
Messenger RNA from Neofelis nebulosa (Clouded leopard), 963 nucleotides. RefSeq names its product olfactory receptor 13F1-like. Lineage: Eukaryota; Metazoa; Chordata; Mammalia; Carnivora; Felidae. Gene Ontology annotation, molecular function: olfactory receptor activity; G protein-coupled receptor activity. The transcript has a single exon. Bases 1 to 963 code for a protein of 320 amino acids. Gene Ontology annotation, cellular component: membrane. The record is from RefSeq and is a predicted model, not a curated record. Gene Ontology annotation, biological process: G protein-coupled receptor signaling pathway.